Molecule: messenger RNA, 1653 nt
Organism: Ascoidea rubescens DSM 1968
Lineage: Eukaryota; Fungi; Ascomycota; Saccharomycetes; Ascoideales; Ascoideaceae
Gene: PBN1
Product: Pbn1p
Exons: 1
Coding region: 1-1653 (550 amino acids)
Biological process (GO): GPI anchor biosynthetic process; protein processing
Cellular component (GO): endoplasmic reticulum membrane; glycosylphosphatidylinositol-mannosyltransferase I complex
Molecular function (GO): mannosyltransferase activity
Source: RefSeq, a predicted model, not a curated record
AUGUCUACAAUCAAGCAAAGAAUCACAUUGUUGGUUGAUGAUAAAGGCGAUAAGAAAAUUAAUAUAAACGAUCCUCUUGAGGGUUUGGUUUUAUCAGAAAACAAGUGGUUUGUUCCAAAUGGGGAGUACGAGAGGCAAGAUAGAUUUGUUAUUCCAUCAAGUCUAAUCGAUUUAAGUAAAUUGAGUGGUAUUGACAAAUUUUCGAUUGAAUGGAGCUCUUUUGACGAAACAUCGAAGAAUUCAGAAGUGUUUUCGAAAAAUAUUCCAUCGGGAUUAAAUUAUUACUUAAAACCCAAAGAUGGCGCUAAUGCUAGCACAUCUUUUGAUGAGUUGUUUAAUUUCAUUGAUAACAAUAAAAAUAUAUCUAUUGAAAAUUUCAUCCAAACACCUUUAAGUUUUCAGUACCACGAAGAUAAUAAUUUUGAAGUUCCAACUGAAAUUUCAAAAUUCAUUUCUAAUUUAAUUUGUGAUUAUGAUAAUCAAAUAUCAUCUGAUCGUAAAAAACAGUAUUGCUUAACUAAACUUAAUAGGGAUUUGUUAUCCAUCAGCAGUUUUUCAAUUGAGUAUAAUGGAAAAUUUAAAGACAAAAACAAUAUGGUUAUUACCUUAUACUGGCCUAGAAUUAAUUUUAAUUCUAUGAUUAUGAUCUCAGAAUACAUUGAUAAAGAAUUGGGAGUUUUUUCAAUUGAUAAAAAAUUAUCAAUCAAGUAUCAAGAUUUAGUUUUAUUGGGAUUUAUAGAUAAUUUGAAAAUUGAUGAUUUUAAUAAAAAUUUUCCAGAAAAGGGCAUUAAGAAAGUUAGAAAGACAAUGGUCAGUAUUGAACCACGUCACAAAUUUUACAGAGAACAAAAUUUUGAAUCAUUUUUCAAACAGCCUAAUGGAUUGAAUGAGAAACAUCAUGUUAUAAUUAGCGACUUUUCUAAUGAAGCGCCUAUGAAUAAAGAGAUAUUUGACUGUGAAUUAUUUUUAUAUUAUGAAACUAACAAAGAGAUUUUUUUUGACAAGUAUCAAUUAGUUGAAAAUUCUAAGAAAGAAAAUUAUAAAUUAGUUGGAUUGUGGGGAGAAAGCGAUUUAGAAAAACCAGUUUAUAGCAUUGACAAAUGGGGAUCUAUUGGGUUGUUUCAGGCAGAUAUUAAUAAAAAAAACAGCAUUGAGAUACCGCUUCAUUUCAGAUAUUUGGAACCAUCAUUAAAUAGCUCGAAUUCAAAUAAGCACUUUAUGAAAAAACCAGAGGUCUUUUGGGCUUGUGAGUUAUCAAUUGAUAAAUUAAAUAAAUUUUAUGCCGAACAAAAUGAUAAUUUAAAAGUUUCUGAUUAUGAAGAAUUAGUUGAAAAAUACCAAAAGACCUAUAGCAAGAGGAAUCCGUUGGAUUUGAAAUCAGAAUUGAAUUACGAAUCAUUUUUUACAGAUAACACAAUAUUUUUUCAUUUAAAAUCAGGUGCUGUCAAUGAAACCACACACAGUGCAGAAACACUUACAGAAGGUGGGUAUUUGGUGGAUGAAUAUUCUCUUCCUGUUCCAAAAUUCAAUGACAUUAGUAUUGUGAGAAUUGUGACAUCAAUUGUCAUGGUAUUAUCUUUCGGUUUCAUUUUUGCUAAAUUAAUCACGAACAGAAGAAAAAUGCUGGUUAAGGCAUCGAAAAAACAAAACUAA